AUGAUGUCAAUCAACGCCCCAGACUUGGUCACCGUCGCUGGCCACCACACCCAGCGCCCCGCCAACAUGAGAGAAGUGGCAGAAAUCUGGAAGAACAUCCUGGUGAGGUUUUUCCCCAACAGAGAGUAUGCUCCGUUCCCUUUCCAAGACACCCAGUACUACAUCAAUCUCGACCUGAACACUCACGGCUACUCGGGCCUAGGCUCCGUCGUGCGCACCCAGGGCUUUAACGCGGGCGUGCACUUCCUCCAGGUCAAUUUCACGGCAGCUCCAGCGGACGGGUCCGCUUUCUCCUGGGAGGGAAACGAACACUUUCUGAAGCGGGAGCUGCGUUGUUCGCUGCAGAGUGUUCCUGAGGACCGGAAGCGCGUCAUUUACGGCCUGAUUGCGAUUGGAACUUAUGUGCGCUUCUACAAGUACAUGCCUGACGGUCGGUUUGCUCCUGUUACCUUUGUAGAUGGCAAGCAGACACUGCAUGUCCGCGGUGACCAGGCAGUCAUCCGCGAAUUCCUCGCCGGCGUCAAGGAAGGGUGGAUGUGA
This is a messenger RNA of Aspergillus lentulus, 540 nucleotides long. RefSeq lists its product as uncharacterized. The record is from RefSeq and is a predicted model, not a curated record. Lineage: Eukaryota; Fungi; Ascomycota; Eurotiomycetes; Eurotiales; Aspergillaceae.